GAUGAGACGGAAGGCAUGGAAAGUUCCAGCUGGUUCGAGAACUCUGCCAGAGCCUUUAAGCCCGGGCUCGCUCGGCCGGAGCGUGCUUUCGCCGCCUGGGAGCCUUCCGGCCCAGCUGCCUGUCCGGUCCCCGCGGUCCCCGCCCUCCUGCGAUCCGGGAGCCGGCUCGGUUCGGAGCCGAAAGCUGUGCGUUCGGGCAUGCCCCGCUACGAGCUGGCUUUGAUCCUGAAAGCCAUGCAGCGGAUCCCUGGAGCUGCUCUGGUCCCUGAACUCUCCGAGGCCUGCUGCUUCAGAUUUUCCUUCGUAUCUCCAGAGACCGCUGCUGCUUUGAAGCGUACGCUAGAAACCCUGAUGGACAGAGGGGCUGUGUUGAGGAACUUGGAGAACCUGGGCGAGCGUGCACUUCCUUAUAGGAUCUCCGCCCACAGUCAGCAGCACGCCAGGGGAGGGUAUUUCUUGGUGGAUUUUUAUGCACCGACAACAACUGUUGAAGGCAUAAUGGAGCAUUUGUCUCGAGACAUUGAUGUGAUUAGACCAAAUAUUGUAAAGCACCCUCUGACCCAGGAAGUGAAAGAGUGUGAAGGGAUCGUCCCAGUUCCACUUGAAGAAAAGCUGUAUUCCACCAAGAAGAGGAAGUGAGAAGAUUCACCAGAUUUUAGCCUCCUAUUUAAUUCUCUCACUUUUGAGCACCAUGGAUUAAUAACUGACCAGCUUGAUCUUUAUGUAAGAGGGUGCUUUCAGUGCCCUUUGAUUUUUCUAAGGUACUUUUAGUUCUUGAUCCCCUUUGCUGUGAGAAGUCGGGGAAUGGCCUCCUUAGAGCCACUUUGUAAUACAUGGCAUCAGCGCUCCCUGCUCGACUGCGUUUCACGAAUGUAAUUUGUCAGUGAGGGCUUUGCCCUACAGCAGCACUAACGCCGCUUAGAAUAGCAAGGAUUAUAAAAACCACUUUGGAUUGCACGCUAGUCAUUCAGACUGUAUACCACCAUGCAAAAUAAAAUGUUAAGACCAUCGUA
This is a messenger RNA of Mesoplodon densirostris (Blainville's beaked whale), 1013 nucleotides long. RefSeq names its product mitochondrial ribosomal protein S6 (gene MRPS6). Gene Ontology annotation, molecular function: structural constituent of ribosome; small ribosomal subunit rRNA binding. The transcript has 5 exons. Gene Ontology annotation, biological process: translation. Gene Ontology annotation, cellular component: mitochondrial small ribosomal subunit; ribosome. NCBI's taxonomy places the organism in Eukaryota, Metazoa, Chordata, Mammalia, Artiodactyla, Ziphiidae. Bases 16 to 639 code for a protein of 207 amino acids. The record is from RefSeq and is a predicted model, not a curated record.